CUGCUUUCAUCAGGAGACUUGGAGUUCAUCGCAAUGGAACGGAACAUACUGAAAGAGAAGUUGAAUGGAAUCAUUGAAUUUCAUUCGGCGGCUAGAGAAUUCGCAAAUCGCUUCUCGGAUGUAAACAGUGCCAUUGUGUUUGCAUGUCCAGUAUUCACCAUUGCAGUUUUUGGCAGCUUAUGCUUACAAAUAAACGAUUUGACUAAAACUGGAGAUUUCGUGGGCAUUCUGCAAGGUGGGGUAUCAGUGUUGAUAUCUUUGUUCCCAUUCUUUUUGUUUUGUCACUUUGGCGGUGAGAUCACUCAACAAUUUGAUGAUAUCGGUAAUGCCGUUUAUCAGCUGGAAUGGUACAGACUGCCGCUGGACAUGCAGAAGGAUCUUCAAAUUGUGAUUGCGUUGGCUCAGGAAAGAAUUUACAUGCGCGGCUAUGGAGAUACACGAACUACACACUCAGUUUUUAAGAAGAUUUUGAAGAACAAAUUUUACUAUUUCAUGGUGACACGAAGAAUCUAA
Messenger RNA from Sitodiplosis mosellana (orange wheat blossom midge), 513 nucleotides. RefSeq lists its product as uncharacterized. Gene Ontology annotation, cellular component: plasma membrane. NCBI's taxonomy places the organism in Eukaryota, Metazoa, Arthropoda, Insecta, Diptera, Cecidomyiidae. Gene Ontology annotation, biological process: detection of chemical stimulus involved in sensory perception of smell; sensory perception of smell. Bases 34 to 513 code for a protein of 159 amino acids. Gene Ontology annotation, molecular function: olfactory receptor activity; odorant binding. The record is from RefSeq and is a predicted model, not a curated record. The transcript is spliced from 4 exons.